Molecule: messenger RNA, 3051 nt
Organism: Polyodon spathula (Mississippi paddlefish)
Lineage: Eukaryota; Metazoa; Chordata; Actinopteri; Acipenseriformes; Polyodontidae
Product: major facilitator superfamily domain-containing protein 1-like
Exons: 17
Coding region: 84-1664 (526 amino acids)
Biological process (GO): transmembrane transport
Cellular component (GO): lysosome
Molecular function (GO): transmembrane transporter activity
Source: RefSeq, a predicted model, not a curated record
ACACAUACAUCAGAUGACCGCACAACGUGAUUGGGAAGUUUCUCAUGUGAUUACGAGUUGGUGUUUUCUUCGGGAGGUGGAAGAUGGCGGAGCGAGAACAGGGUAGACCUCUGCUGGAGGGAGAAGAUGAUUUUGAACCUUACCCUUCAAGUAGCAAAUACGACAUUUGUUCAGAGAAACAGCUGUCGGCGUGCUGUGACCCCAGCAGACUGCUGCACAGAAUUGUCGUGUUGAUAUUCAUGUGUUUUUUAGGGUUUGGUAGCUACUUCUGCUAUGACAAUCCAGCGGCACUGCAGACGCAGAUAGUGCAGGAUAUGGAUCUGAAUACGUCCAUGUUCAUGCAGUUGUAUGCAUGGUAUUCCUGGCCAAAUGUUGUGCUUUGCUUCCUUGGAGGGUUCUUGCUGGAUCGUGUUUUUGGUAUACGGUUGGGAACAAUCAUUUUCAGCCUGUUUGUCUGUGUUGGACAGGUAAUAUUCGCUGCUGGUGCUUUUUUUGAUGCCUUUUGGUUGAUGGAACUUGGGCGGUUUGUGUUUGGGAUAGGUGGAGAAUCCCUUGCUGUUGCACAAAACACAUAUGCUGUCAGUUGGUUUAAAGGGAAAGAACUGAACCUGGUGUUUGGUCUUCAACUUAGUAUGGCCAGACUGGGCAGCACAGUAAACAUGAAUAUCAUGGGGUGGAUCUACUUCAGUAUAAAAGGCUUGGUAGGCUCUCCAGGCCACAUAACACUUGGAAUAACUCUGCUGAUUGGUUGUGCAACAUGUAUUUUUUCUUUAAUCUGUGCGUUGCUUCUUGGAUACCUGGACAAAAGAGCAGAGAAGAUUCUAAACAAAAAACAGGGAGAGACUGGUGAAGUGAUCAAGCUGUCCGAUGUGAAGGAUUUCUCAAUAUCCCUCUGGCUGAUAUUCAUUAUCUGUGUUUGCUAUUAUGUAGCAGUUUUUCCAUUCAUUGGACUUGGACAGGUUUUCUUCAUCGAAAAGUUCAGCUUUUCUCCAGAACAAGCCAGAGCAAUUAACAGCAUUGUGUAUAUUAUCUCGGCUCCGGCGUCGCCUGUUCUGGGAUUCAUGGUGGAUAGAAUUGGGAAGAAUAUCAUCUGGGUUGUGUGUGCGGUUGUAACCACUCUUGCAGCACACAUGAUGUUGGCAUUUACCUUCUGGAACCCUUGGAUUGCAAUGAGCUUACUUGGAAUUUCCUACUCCUUGCUUGCCUGUGCACUCUGGCCAAUGGUGGCUUUUGUAGUUCCAGAACAUCAGCUGGGAACUGCCUAUGGCUUCAUGCAGUCAAUACAAAAUUUGGGUCUUGCAUUGAUUUCUAUAGCUGCUGGUUACAUAUUGGACGAUCGUGGUUACUUAUUUCUGGAGGUCUUCUUCAGUGCAUGUGUGUGCUUGGCGUUGAUAGCUGUGGUUAUGCUGUAUUUUGUUGAUCUUCUGAGAGGAGGGGACCUCAAUUUGUCAGCAAAGAAGAGAGGACAACUUCAGCCGGUUCCUGAUGCAGAAACUGAGCAAAGGGAGCGUCUCCUGCAACAGAAUAGGGAGGAUCAGGCUCGGCUGAGACCAAUGUCUGCGUUCAGAUUAAGAAACCGCUACCUUUCUAGACUUGGGGCACAGCUUCCAGACCAUUAUUGCAGCCACCUGUCUUCACUCUCAUACAGAAGUGUCCUAAAGUAGAAGCCUGGUAAAUUGUCUGCUCAUAAUGCCAGGAAAUAUGCGACUUGCAUUCAACCCUUCAACACCUUCAGACAAUGUGAUUUUCUUGUUAUGUAUACUGUUAAUUGGGAGUUAGUGCUAAUAUGUUUGUAUGUGUACCUACACUACCAAACCUUUGCAAAGUUUUAAUCAUGCCAGCUGUUACAGGUGCAUAUGGGAAGCACCAAAAGAUAUGUACUUUUGUUAUAAAAUUGAACUUUAUUAGUCCGCAAUAUAACAAGUAUCCAAAGAAACUACUUUUGGAAGGAGUAAUUAAAUUACUGAUUCAACUGACAUGACACACACACACCUUUUGAUGAAGUGAUGUUUUUUUUCUGUAUGAAAUAAAUGAAUGGAUAAAGGUUAAAAAUAUUUUAAAACUAAAUACUUUUUUUGCCUCAAAGUUUAACAAUUCGAUGCUCUUUAAUUGUUUGUUGCCGGACAGGAGAAAAAUAAAGAUACAUGUAAAGUAAUACAGAAUAAUAUCUUGAAUGCUGUCUUAAACAUGGCCAAUACAUUACAGCAGGUACGUUGUUUUACUUCAAACCUGCAGUGUAUGUAUAGGUUACACUAAAUUGCAAUGAGGACUAUGGUAUAUUUUAAAAAGUGUUCACAUCUAGAACAGAAUUAGUUUUUAUAGGUUUGUUGUAAAAGAGUUUUAGGAAGUCAUAUUUUAUACUCUUGGGAGAUCAGAUGAGAAUGUUCAGUUUACUUUGUAAAGUAUUUGACUUUUGCCCAUAAUGCACAUUUCAAUGCAGCUGGAACUGGAGGAUUCUGAAAAUGACAGCAACCUUGUGUAAAAUCUGCCUAAGUACCAUUCACCUUGUUAUACCUGGGUAUCUAAUAUGAUUGCAAUGGAACCUUUACCUUUUUCACACUGCCUAAAUAAUACACAGUACUGGGAUUGCCAUGUACUUAGGUAGUGUGAAGAGGGUAACGGUGUGCUUGUGUUUGUUGUUUUGUUUUACAUUGGCUGUGAUCACAUUAAAUAAAACAUGGUAAUAAAAUUGAAUACAAGCUUGUUCUAUUUUACAGUGCUGUGUAUUUAAAGUACACAAUGGGCUCUGUUGAAAUAAUGAAAUAGUGUUGGGGCUAAAUAAUCAUGGUACACAGAAUCAUGUUUCAUUUGAUUCAUCUAGAGAGCUGCAUCCUGAGCCUAGUUUGCAUGUGUAUCCUGUCAAAAGAAACAAGCGUACAAACUGAUAAAUACAAAUUACAAAAAAAAAAUAAAUAUUGCUAAAAGUUCUAAAGGCUUUGUGGUUCUAAGUCACUUCCCGUAGUGUAGUUUAAACUUCAUCUAAUGCUGUAGCUGAAAUCAAUGCAUGUAAUCUUCAGUACAAAUGAAUUGAUACCAGGAAGAAAUAGUAUG